This is a messenger RNA of Neltuma alba, 1311 nucleotides long. RefSeq names its product glutathione S-transferase DHAR3, chloroplastic. Gene Ontology annotation, molecular function: glutathione dehydrogenase (ascorbate) activity. Gene Ontology annotation, biological process: cellular oxidant detoxification; protein glutathionylation; ascorbate glutathione cycle. The transcript is spliced from 6 exons. Lineage: Eukaryota; Viridiplantae; Streptophyta; Magnoliopsida; Fabales; Fabaceae. The coding region runs from base 108 to 908 and encodes 266 amino acids. The record is from RefSeq and is a predicted model, not a curated record.
UUCUUUCCCUCUGGUUCCUAUCAAAUAUCAUCAUCGCUCCCUCCCUCGAGCUUCUCAGCCUCACCUUCUUCUUCCCUCUUCUCUUCAUUCUUCCAUCCAAUCUGCCAAUGUCUACCGCCAGAAUUCAACCCACGGCAUGUGCUCUCUCCUCCACCAUCAAACAACACCUCCGCCCCCACCCUUCUCUCUGUUUCAACAGUUGCGCAAUUCGUGGACGCGGCACGCUUCGGAGAACCCUUAGGGUUUCUAUGUCUUCCGCUCCUUCGUCCAGCCCUCUUGAGAUUUGCGUCAAAGCUUCUGUUACUACUCCCAGCAAGCUUGGCGACUGCCCCUUUUGCCAAAGAGUAUUGCUGACAUUGGAAGAAAAGCAUCUACCUUAUGACAUGAAGUUGGUGGAUCUGAGACACAAGCCUGAAUGGUUCUUAAAAAUCAACCCAGAGGGCAGAGUUCCUGUGAUAAACCUCGAUGAGAAGUGGGUUACUGAUUCAGAUGUUAUCACACAAGCAUUGGAAGAGAAGUUUCCUAGCCCACCAUUGGGAACCCCACCUGAAAAGGCAUCAGUUGGCUCGAAGAUCUUUUCUACAUUCAUUGGGUUUCUCAAGAGCAAAGAUCCAAAUGACGGGACAGAGCAAGCCUUAUUAAGUGAGCUAGGCUCUUUGAAUGAUUACCUCAAAGAAAAUGGUCCUUUCAUCAAUGGGAAAGACAUAUCUGCGGUAGACUUAUCCCUUGGACCAAAGCUAUACCACAUGGAGAUUGCUUUGGGACAUUAUAAGAAAUGGACGGUUCCUGAUUCCCUUACCUCUGUGAAGUCUUACAUGAAGGCUAUUUUCUCAAGGGAUUCGUUCAUCAAAACACGUGCACAACCGCAGGAUGUCAUUGAAGGUUGGCGUCCAAAAGUUGAGGGCUGAAAUCUGCUGAUGCUGUUCCAUCAUCUUUAUGAGGGUCUCUGGUCUUUACCUGAUUCUACCGGACCACGCACACUAUCAAUCCUCACAGAGCUCAAUAUUCAUUUCAUUUUGUCGUAUGAUUUUGAUCCUCCACGUUAGGCUAUUGUUAAAUAUGUAUACAAUUUUAAAAAUAUUAGGCUAGAAAGUGAGGUGUGUUUUGGGAAAAAUGGAUAACAUAUCCCCAGAGCGGAAUCUGAGUUGCAUCCUUGAUUUCCCCUAACCAGAAGCAGCAGGCGAACUGCAUAAGAAAUCAGAUUUAUGUAGUCGUUAAAAAUGUAAGAAAUGCCUAUGUACUUUGUUGGUAGGAAUUGUUAACAUUUCAGCAAAUUUGAUGUUUUAUGCCAACCACCUCCAUUCAGUACAA